AUGACGAGUCCUCUAAAGUCAGAAUCUCCAAUGUUAGGAGAGAUAAAUACAGGAUCAACCCCAUUUGAAUUGCAACAACAACCGGAUACUUCAAAUAUAAAUAUAAAUAAUAAUGAGAAUAACGGUACCAACAAUGAUGAUGAACAAUUAAGUCAACUAAAUCUAGAACAAGUUCAGCAAUCGGAGUUUAAUAGUAUACUACCUCAAGAUAUAAUUGGUGGAAAUGAUUCUGGCUCAAUACAAUAUCUAGAUAGUGGAACUACUGUACCAAAUUAUGAGAAUAAUACAUUUGAGAUAAAUAGUGAUUUAAUGGAUAUAGAUCAAUUACCUACUGAUUUACCACCAACUCAACAAGAUCAAGAGGAUCCUUCAACAUCAGCACUUAAACAAGAAACAACUGAAGACCAAUCACAACCACAAGAAACAGAAGAAGAUCCAAUUUCCAAAAUUAAAAAGAUAGAAUUAUUACCAAACUUAUAUACAAUAUUAUUUGAUAUUACAAAAGGUACUAAAUCACCAAAAGAUUUUAAUAAUUUAUCAAGUGGGAUUAGAUUAAAAAUAAAUAAUCUUAAGAACCAUAUAAAAGAAAUUGAUGAAAUUCAAAUCCCACCUAAUUUAAUGUUAGAAAAAAUUAAUUUAAUUAAUGAAAAUAACAUUAAAAAACAAAAAUUAAUUAAUGAUUUAAGAUUAAAGAUUAAUGAACAAUUUUAA
Molecule: messenger RNA, 711 nt
Organism: Lodderomyces jiufengensis
Lineage: Eukaryota; Fungi; Ascomycota; Pichiomycetes; Serinales; Debaryomycetaceae
Gene: MED9
Product: Med9p
Exons: 1
Coding region: 1-711 (236 amino acids)
Biological process (GO): regulation of transcription by RNA polymerase II
Cellular component (GO): mediator complex
Molecular function (GO): transcription coregulator activity
Source: RefSeq, a predicted model, not a curated record